This is a messenger RNA of Chelonus insularis, 2761 nucleotides long. RefSeq names its product cadherin-23-like. The record is from RefSeq and is a predicted model, not a curated record. Lineage: Eukaryota; Metazoa; Arthropoda; Insecta; Hymenoptera; Braconidae. Gene Ontology annotation, biological process: homophilic cell-cell adhesion. The transcript has 13 exons. Bases 1 to 2667 code for a protein of 888 amino acids. Gene Ontology annotation, molecular function: calcium ion binding. Gene Ontology annotation, cellular component: plasma membrane.
AUGAUAUUAGAAGUCUACGAAGAGGGAGGAAUCAAAGGAAUGUCAAUGUUAUCAGGCAAAGAUGAAAAUGGAAGGAUAGCAGUGACCAAAAAUGCUAACUGUUUACAAACAAUAGCUAAUUAUUUAAAAACAAAAGUGAGGAAUAAUUAUAUUCAUCCUCCCGGAGCAGCUAAACUCUUUCCCGGAUAUGAAUUGAAAAAAUAUGCUUCAUCACUGUUAUUGUUUGCAGCUCCUAACAACAAUAUAUCUUAUUUACUUAAUUCCAACUACCCAGCACCAUUGGAAUAUUUUUAUUUGGAUAAAUAUAGUGGUUUACUACAAGUAAGCUUAAUUGGUGGUAGAAUCCUAGACAGGGAUUUUGUCGCUGAAUCCUAUACUUUGAAUUUAAGAAUCCGUGAUAAUUAUAUUUAUAACAACACUUGGAAUUCCAAUGCAAUCGAUACAGUCAUAACAGUGGUUUUAGACGAUAUAAAUGAUCAAAUUCCGAAAUUACAAGAAGUAACUAACCCUAUAAUUGUGAAUGAAUAUACCAACCAAAGCAUUUCUGUUACGAAUAUUACUAUGGAUGAUCGUGAUGAUCCAAAAACUAAUAACACAAAAGCGAUAUUCAAGAUAUUAAAUAUGACUCUUCUCAAUCAAGGAUCAGAAAGUAAUAGAAUAAAAAGCUAUAUUCUAUGUCGUGAUCCGUUUAAAGUAAUAACAAUCAAUUAUAAAUAUGCGAACAUUUUGACAAACAGACCAUUAUUUGGAUGCUAUGGUACCUGGGCUUUAGAACUUUACGCUCAAGAUUUGGGAACAUAUCCAGGUUCUUUAAAUGACACUAAAAUUUAUUACAUAUAUGUUAGCGAUUAUAAUUAUAACGCACCAAAAAUAACAUAUCCAGUAAAUAAACAAAAAAUCGCUCUGAGUAUAAAUCAAACUUUAUUAACAACUUUAAAAGCUUACGAUGGCCAACCUCUGAAAGACUUCACAGCACAAGAUAGUGAUAAUGGUGAAAGUGGCAUUGUAACUUUUCAAAUAUCGAGCUAUAGUAACGAUCAUCAAUUUUUCAAAAUCGUCAGCACGAAUUUAAAUUCAGCUCAACUGCAAUUAACCAAACUACCAAUUAUUACAGAAAGCAAUACUUAUCAGAUAAAUCUCACAGCAACUGAUCAUGGAACACCAUCAAGGAACAUUUUUCAUGAAUUUAGUGUUAUAUUUGUAUCAGUACGUGGACCCGCAUUCUAUAAGAAUGAAUGGUGUAUUUGGAUAAAAGAAAAUACAACUACUUUGGAUGAAAAAAUAAAAAUUCCUGAAGCACAUGACAAUAUUGAAGACUCACAUACAAUCCCAAUUUAUUAUUUCAUCGAUGAUAAAGUUGGUGAUAAUGAGUAUUUUCAAUUGCAUAAGGAUUCCAGAGAAUUGUCCUUGAAAAAAAAAUUAGAUAGAGAAGAAAAAGAUGUACUGACGAUUCAGGUUAUUGCUACUGCAAGUAGUUUUGGGCCUCCAAGAGAUCCUGAAAAAGAAGCGAUUCUCAAUAUUACAAUUAUCGUUGUUGAUAUAAAUGACAACCCUCCUAUCUUUCAGAGCAAAUUUUAUUCUGCAGGUGUUGCCACAGGUGAUGUGAUAGACAACAUUAUUCUAACGGUCAAAGCAAUAGAUGCAGAUCUCAAUGAAACUUUAAAAUAUUAUAUUAAAUAUGAAAGUAUGAAUAUUUCUGAUCCAUCAUUGGCAGAGGCAGCAGCAAGAAAUCCUUUUAUUCUUGAUUCAAAUUCCGGCGAUUUAUUGUUGAAAUUUUCUCCAUCGACGGUAAUGGCAGGAUAUUUUUCUUUCACCAUUAUUGUAUAUGAUACAGACUUACAAAAUGCUGAUACAUCUUUGAUACAAGUCUAUAUUGUUUCGCAAGAUAACCGUGUAGAAUUUACAUUCAGAAAUAGUCCAUCAUAUGUUUCUGAACAAAAAUUGUUUAUUAUUGAUAUUUUUUAUACUGCCUUUAAAUAUAGAUGUAAUAUUGAUAAAAUAAGAGGUAUUUCAACAGCAAGGAACAGUCUUAAAAAUGAAACAAUCAUAACUUCACACUUCAUUGACGCUAAAAAUCAUUUACCUAUUACUGCUGAUGUGAUAGUUCUUGCUUGUGGUAAUCUACAAACUCUGACAAACUUGAAAGCUCUUCUUCAAUCCAAAUCAUUAUAUCUCAUUGAUGUCCCAACUGGUAGUUCAUCUGUUGUUGAUGAUACUGAACAGACAGUCCUUUGGAUUCUUCUGACUUUCACCAUUUUUUUCGCUAUCUGUACUAUCGCAUUAGCCGUGGCUUAUGUAACAAGAGUUAGAAGUUUACUGAGGCGGCUUAAUGGAGUAGCAGCAGGAAUUGAAUUAGACAAAAAAUCAGAUGAUACGAAAAUAUUACCAACAACAAAUCAUUUUGCUUUAUCAGGUUCUAAUCCAAUUUGGAAAUCAUCAAAACCCGUUAUUGAUGUUAGAGAUAAUAUAAGUCAAAUAAGUGGAAAUUCGGACCUCAUUGGAAUCGAAACUGACUCUAAUUUCAAUUAUAAUCAUAAUAACAUUAAUCCAUUUCAAGAAAGUAUAAGAAACACCGAAAAAAUAAAUAAAAGUUUUAUUGAAUGGCCAAAACUGAUUCUUGAGGAUUCAUCUGUCUCUGAAUAUCCUGAAGAAGAUAUUAAGUGUUAAAUGAAAUAGAAGCUAUGUAGUUUUUUUUAACCAUUACUCAAGUGUGCUAGAUUAAUACCAAUCAACGUCAAUAAAAAAGAAAUAAUUUCAAGAA